GUCCUCACCUCCUUUCUUCUUGCUGAAAAGCAAGAUUGCUACAGCUAAAUUAGGCUGUGGCAACAAUUUUCCAGUAUUGUGUUUUGCUCCGUGUUUUGGGUUGAACUUGUGCUUUUUCGUUUCUUCAAACAUGGCUAGUACAUCGAAACCUCAAAAAAUACCCAAAGUAGCAAAAGUUAAAAACAAAACUCCAGCGGAAAUUCAAAUUACUGCAGAACAAUUACUGAGAGAAGCUAAAGAAAGAGACUUAGAAAUCUUACCUCCGCCUCCAAAACAAAAGAUAUCUGAUCCCGAAGAGCUUGCCGAAUAUCAGCUACGGAAAAGGAAGACUUUUGAAGACAAUAUUAGGAAAAACAGAACAAAAAUAAAUAACUGGAUUAAAUAUGCACAGUGGGAAGAGAGCCAAAAGGAAAUUAACAGGGCACGCUCUGUAUAUGAACGAGCACUGGAUGUCGACAAAAGAAGUAUUACCUUAUGGUUGAAGUAUGCUGAAAUGGAAAUGAAGCAUCGUCAAGUAAAUCAUGCUCGUAACAUUUUUGAUCGAGCAGUGACACAUUUGCCUCGAGUAAAUCAGUUUUGGUACAAAUUUGUCUAUAUGGAGCAGUCACUUAAUAACAUUGCUGGUGCACGCCAGAUCUUUGAAAGAUGGAUAGAAUGGGAACCUGAUGAACAAGCCUGGCUAACCUACAUUAACUUUGAACUUCGUCAUAAGGAAAUUGACCGCGCUCGGCAGAUUUAUGAGCGUUUUGUAAUGGUUCAUCCUGAUGUAAAGAACUGGAUCAGAUAUUCGAAGUUUGAAGAACAGAAUCAAUUUAUAGCUAGAGCAAGAGCAGUGUUUGAAAGGGCUGUUGAAUUCUUUGGUGAAGAGCAUAUGGAUGAAAAACUCUUUAUUGCAUUUGCAAAAUUUGAAGAAAACCAAAAGGAGCAUGAUAGAGUCCGAGUGAUUUAUAAGUAUGCUUUAGACAAGAUACCCAAAGAAAACGCUCAAGAACUCUUCAAGAAAUAUACCAUCCAUGAGAAGAAAUAUGGUGAUAGAGCUGGCAUUGAAAAUGUUAUUGUAAGCAGAAGAAAAUAUCAAUACGAAGAGGAAGUGAAAAACAAUCCUCUUAAUUAUGACAGUUGGUUUGAUUACUUACGCCUGAUGGAAAGUGAAGAUAAUAUUGUAGCAAUCAGAGAGGUGUAUGAAAGAGCAAUAGCAAAUGUUCCUUUAAAGAAGGAUAAAAGGUACUGGCGGCGAUACAUCUAUUUAUGGAUAAAUUAUGCUUUGUUUGAAGAGUUACAAGUUAAAGGAGUGGAAGAAGAUCGAACAAGAGAGGUAUACCAAGCAUGUCUGAAAUUAAUACCUCAUAAAGUAUUCACCUUCGCAAAGAUAUGGCUCCUGGCAGCUCAGUAUGAAAUUCGUGAAAAAAACUUAACUGCAGCAAGGAAGCUUUUGGGCACUGCUAUUGGAAUGCGUCCGAAAGACAAGCUGUUCCGAGGUUAUAUUGAUUUGGAAAUCCAGUUAAGAGAGUUUGAUAGAUGUCGUAUUUUGUACCAGAAAUUUUUAGAAUUUGCACCAGAAAACUGCACCACUUGGAUGAAGGGGUGGCCAACUGCGGCUCUUUGAAGGAUUAUUUGUGGCUCUCGAUAAAUGUACCUUU
Stegodyphus dumicola is the source of this 1640-nucleotide messenger RNA. It is a transcript of the gene crn, whose product is annotated as pre-mRNA splicing factor crn. Gene Ontology annotation, biological process: mRNA splicing, via spliceosome; spliceosomal complex assembly. Lineage: Eukaryota; Metazoa; Arthropoda; Arachnida; Araneae; Eresidae. Gene Ontology annotation, cellular component: post-mRNA release spliceosomal complex; U2-type catalytic step 2 spliceosome; precatalytic spliceosome. The record is from RefSeq and is a predicted model, not a curated record. Gene Ontology annotation, molecular function: protein binding.